CUCCGUGGUGCUGAAAUCUCUAACGCGCACUCCCACUCGCGCCACACACACACACUGCGACUUCAGCACUGAAAACACGCACGUCUAUUCUCAAAUAAUGGAGGUUCAUUUGAACGGAUUCUCGUGGAAACUUUUUCUACUUUCUUACUUAUUUCUGGAGUGCUUGUCCCAGGACUUUGGACAACAAACCCAGUUCAUUUGCACGUCGGUACCCAAGGAUAUGGACAUAUGUUCGGCGACGUUACAAAACAGUGUUCCGGGGGAGGAUUUAAAGACUACGGUCAUGCAGCUCCGAGAAACAGUACUACAGCAGAAGGAAACCAUUAUGAACCAAAAAGAGACCAUACGGGAAUUAACCUCCAAGCUCACGCGCUGUGAGAGUCAGAGCGGGACGGACUCCGGAGAUUCUCGAGGCGGCGGACGACGGAAAGAGUCCGGUACUAAGAACACCAUGGGGGAUGUAUCCCGAGGUCCGUCAGACACACUAACGCAGUUGUCACAGACUUUACAGUCUCUCAAACAGAGAUUGGAAAAUCUAGAGCAAUUCAGCCGAAAUAACAACUCGGUGCAGGCGAACAGUCUCAAGGACCUGCUACAGACCAAGAUAGACGACCUGGAGAAGCAGGUGCUGUCCCGCGUGAACACUUUGGAAGAGGGCAAAACGGGGCUGCGCAACGAGACGGAGCAACGCGGCCGCGUGGAGUCCACUCUCACGUCGCUCCACCAGAGGAUCACGGACCUGGAGAAAGGCUUGAAGGACAACAGACCGCUGGAUAAAUUCCAGCUGACCUUUCCGCUGAGAACCAACUACAUGUACGCGAAGGUGAAGAAGAGCUUACCGGAGAUGUAUGCAUUCAGCGUGUGCAUGUGGCUCAAGUCCAACGCCUCCCCGGGGGUUGGCACUCCGUUCUCGUACGCCGUCCCCGGUCAGGCUAACGAGCUGGUGCUCAUCGAGUGGGGCAACAACCCGAUGGAGCUCCUCAUAAACGAUAAGGUGGCGAAGCUGCCGUUCCUCAUCAACGAUGGGAAGUGGCACCACAUCUGCGUUACCUGGACGACGCGUGAUGGCGUGUGGGAGGCAUUCCAGGACGGAGUGUCCAGGGGAACAGGAGAGAACCUGGCCCCGUACCACCCCAUCAAACCCCAGGGGGUCCUCAUCCUGGGGCAGGAACAGGACACGCUGGGCGGUGGUUUCGACGCAACGCAGGCAUUUGUGGGUGACCUGGCCAACUUUAACAUCUGGGACCGCAAGUUGUCCAUGGGCGAGAUCUACAACCUGGCCACCUGCAGCAGCAAGGCACAGGUGGGCAAUGUCUUCUCCUGGCUCGAGACCAGCAUAGACAUCUACGGUGGAACCUCCAAGUGGACAUUCGAGGCGUGUCGCCAGCUCAACUGAACCGCACGGAAUCCCUCGCCACGCAACCAUGCGAGACUGCACAGAACCCCAGCCGACCAAUAAGGAGAGAGCAGGAGCAAGGAACCUUCUCCUGAAUCAAGGGGUGCAGAUUCCCAAAUGUUUCUUUGCAACUGGUUUUAAGAAAACGAAAACAGAACAACAAAAGAAAACAAAAACAUAACAACAAAAAUGAGUAAAUAAAUAAAGGACAAAGGACACAGGGGGUUUUAAAAGACACUAAGAGCAUGACUGCCAGCCAAGCAAAUCAGUGGAUUUUCUAGUAGAUGUUUAAGAUUCUUCUUCUGACACUUGUGUAUUUUUCUGCUCCUAGUCUCAGUUAGCUUGUCUGCUAUCCUCCAUUUUGAGUGAGUUUUCCAGAGUUUUCUGACUAAUCAGUAGGCUAACGCUAGAGUGGGUUAGCUUGUCUGCUAUCCUCCAUUUUGAGUGAGUUUUCCAGAGUUUUCAGACUAAUGAAUAGGCUAAUGCUAGAGUGGGUUAGCUUGUCUGCUAUCCUCCAUUUUGAGUGAGUUUUCCAGAGUUUUCAGACUAAUGAAUAGGCUAACGCUAGAGUGGGUUAGCUUGUCUGCUAUCCUCCAUUUUGAGUGAGUUUUCCAGAGUUUUCAGACUAAUGAAUAGGCUAAAGCAAUCAGGAGAGCAUUCGGUCGACAUAUUCAUUCUGUUGUAAUGCUAGAACCCUUUUCUUCUGUAAUUUCCCUUGAGCAAUGGCCAGGCAGGUUAUGCCUUUUACCGAACAUACACACACACACACACACACACACACACACACACACACACACACACACUCACUCAUGCACUUACACCCCCCCACCCCACCCCAACCCACCUGACACCUCUCACUGUGACCUACAGGUGGACCUAAAACAAGAAUGUAAACGAACUUGACACACAAAGCUUUUUCUUUUUUCUAAUCUAUCUGCAGUUACUUUAUUGUGGUUGUUUUCCUAUGUUCCAGCACCAUUGGUAUAUACUACAAAUCAUUAUGAUUAUAAGUAGUGUGUGUGUGUGUGUGUGUGUGCGUGUGUUUGCUCGGUAUAUACUACAAAUUAUUAUGGUUAUAAGUAGUGUGUGUGUGUGUGUGUGUGUGUGUGUGUGUGUGUGUGCUUGGUAUAUACUACAAAUCAUUAUGGUUAUAAGUAGUGUGUGUGUGUGUGUGUGUGUGUGUGUGUGCUCAGUAUAUACUACAAAUCAUUAUGGUUAUGACUAGUGUUCCACUUGUCACUCUUUCUUGUUGUCUGUGGUAAAUUACUUACUUGCCAAUAUAUUAAAAAGCCUUGGUGCCUUGGGCGGCUGAAGGAAUCGAUGGAGCGAGAUGUGUAUGUGUGUGUGUGUGUGUGUGUGUGUGUGUCUGCUAUCCCAUAAUAAGUGUUUCUACCUGAGUGUGUGUAUCUGUACAGACUUGAUCCAUUCUGAGCAGACAUACUGGAUAUUUUCACACUGUUUUGCCACACUGAUGAAAAACGGAACUGUGUGCAUGUGUGUGCUUUUCUGUGUGAGUAUGUGUGUGUGUGUGUGUGCAUGUGUGUGCUUUUCUGUGUGAGUGUGUGCAUGUAUGUGUAUUGUGUGUGUGUGUGUGUCGCGUGUGUGUGUGUGUGUGUGUGUGUGUGUGUGUGUGUGUGUGCGCUUACAUGUGUGUGUGUGUGUGACAUGUUUGUAUCAUUCCAGGAAUGUUGUCCUGUACUAUGAGCAUGAGCCAGGAUUGUUGCUGUGGCAUCAGAUGAAACAGUUCAGCUUUUCCUACAUCUCCUGGGACGACCUGUUUUAUACUGUAUUGUUACAGGUGUGUGUGUGUGUGUGUGUGUGUGUGUGUGUGUGUGUGUGUGUAUUGUUACAAAUGCUUUAAGCAUGGCAGCACUGAUUAUGAAAAAAAUAUCUAAUUUUCUAAUAAAAUUGUGAUACCUAAA
Messenger RNA from Alosa alosa (allis shad), 3318 nucleotides. It is a transcript of the gene nptx1l, whose product is annotated as neuronal pentraxin 1 like. The coding region runs from base 98 to 1396 and encodes 432 amino acids. Lineage: Eukaryota; Metazoa; Chordata; Actinopteri; Clupeiformes; Clupeidae. The transcript is spliced from 5 exons. The record is from RefSeq and is a predicted model, not a curated record.